CACAGGCUCAGGGCGGCAUGUCCCUGGAGCUCUACAUGGAUCUGCUGUCCGCGCCGUGUCGCGCCGUCUAUAUCUUCGCCAGGAAGAACAGCAUCCCCUUCAACUUCCAGUUCGUGGAUCUGCUGAAAGGUCACCACCACAGCAAGGAAUACAUCGAGAUCAACCCCCUGCGGAAGCUGCCCAGCCUCAAAGAUGGGAAAUUUAUCUUAUCCGAAAGUGUGGCCAUCCUCUUCUACCUGUGCCGCAAGUACAGCGCACCCUCACACUGGUACCCGCCAGACCUGCACACACGUGCACGUGUGGAUGAGUUCAUGGCCUGGCAGCACACGGCCAUUCAACUGCCCAUGAACAAGAUACUCUGGAUCAAGUUGCUGAUCCCGAUGAUCACGGGGGAGGAGGUUCCAGCAGAGAAGACGGAGCAGAUGCUGGAAGAGGUGAAGAAGAGCCUACAACUCUUUGAGGAGAAGUUUCUGCAGGACAGGAUGUUCAUCACUGGGGAUCAAAUAUCCCUGGCGGACCUGGUGGCCCUGGUGGAGAUGAUGCAGCCCAUAGCAAGCAACCAUAACGUCUUCCUCAACAGUGCCAAGCUGGCCGACUGGCGCACGCGCGUGGAGUUGAGCAUCGGCUCUGGCCUCUUCUGGGAGGCCCACGAGCGGCUGGUGAAGUUGGCAGAAUGGGACUGUUCCACGUUGGAUCCGAUGGUCAAGGAGAGGAUCUGUGAGUUUCUGCACAAGUACAAGUGACUGCAGAGGCAGCCCAUCCUGUAGGGCCUGGCUGGCCCAGCCCUCUGAGCCUUCUUCCUCAGGGAAGAUGCCAAAAAACAACUCUGUUUUUUGCCUAAUAAACAACCGGAACAACCAUCAUGGCUGCUGAGCCAGGGACAGUUGGUGUAAUUGUAGGGUCUGAUGCAGGAGCAGA
This is a messenger RNA of Lemur catta (Ring-tailed lemur), 918 nucleotides long. RefSeq names its product glutathione S-transferase theta-4. Gene Ontology annotation, biological process: glutathione metabolic process. The record is from RefSeq and is a predicted model, not a curated record. Bases 18 to 743 code for a protein of 241 amino acids. Gene Ontology annotation, cellular component: cytoplasm. Gene Ontology annotation, molecular function: glutathione transferase activity. Lineage: Eukaryota; Metazoa; Chordata; Mammalia; Primates; Lemuridae. The transcript has 5 exons.